Molecule: messenger RNA, 1390 nt
Organism: Gigantopelta aegis
Lineage: Eukaryota; Metazoa; Mollusca; Gastropoda; Neomphalida; Peltospiridae
Exons: 2
Coding region: 261-767 (168 amino acids)
Source: RefSeq, a predicted model, not a curated record
UUUGUUUUGUUUUGUUUUUAUUUUUUGUGGGGGUUGGGGGCUGCCUGCAUGCAGUUACUUAAAUGGUUAAGUUGUUUAUUAGCAGUGCAUGCACUUUAAAAUAAGUGGGGAGACAUUUUCGACGUGAAAAGGGUGUCCAGACCUCCUUUGAUUCCCCUCUGGAUACGUGCCUGGGACAGCCCCUCCUUGCUGGAAUUAGUCACGGGGCAUUAUGUGGACUGAUAACAUUACAUAAACGCAAAAGCCUGCUCUGUUGGAGGAUGGAUCUAGAAAUAAAGAUAUCGAAUUUUGAAAAUGACUUCACUUUUCUACAAGACGUUAAAAAGUAUGUUAUGGAUGAGAUUAGACGACUUGGCAAAGAACAAUCAGCUUCUGUCGACAGCGAGGUGAAAACUGGCUACAGACGUAAAACAGAGAGUGGCCAGGGCAUCAGACUGGUGUUACCUCAAGGAGUGUCUGCUGCUCGCGUUCUGCUGGGACCCGAGGAGGGCUGGUCGGGCGAGGGAUCUGGAUCGUCUGACGUCACAGUCACUGCAGCUGUCGGCAGGUCUGAGGCUGUUGCCAAGUCUCCGACUGUUGCCAAGGCUCAGGCUGUUGCCAAGUCUGACACUGUUGCCCCUCUCUACUUCGUUGGUUUUAUCGGGGACGCCAAGCCGGAAUCUACCGUGUCUACAGACUUGUGGAGCGUGGAUGAACAAUUGAUCCGAGAGCUUACAAAAGCACGACGAUAUUUUAGUGUACUGUUCAGCAGAGAGAGACCCUGGUGAGGAAUGGGGAAACCUCGUCCUCUUCUCUCAUAUUACAGCUGUGGACAAGUGGCGUGCUUGUACAACCCACCAAAAGGCAAUUAGUAUAUCCCCAGACCUGUAUUCCCAAAUCCGCAUACAUAGAGGGAUGCUGGAGGAAGGCCUCUCUUCGGAACGAUUCGGGAUAUUCCGUACUCUCUUCGUGGAUUACGCCUUACCUGCAUCGGACGACAAGCAUUACUACCUGAAGGUGUGGGGUGCAAGGGGAAGCAACUCGAAAAGUUAUUAUUUUUGCUUGGAACCAGCUGGACGUGAAUAGACGCACAUAUGCUUAAAAACGCUAUAUAACAGUAAUGUCAGAUAUAGUUACGGAAUAUGUGUCACUUCUGUAGGUUGUACUAUACCAAAUAAAAUCCCAUAGGCGACCAAGCUAACGUUUGUGUUUUAAAACACUAUAAGCAAUAUACCAACCAAACUAUGACCCAUAAAUAUUAGUACUACAACCACUACCUCAAAGUAUCAACUGAAGAAAAUGGUAUCUUUUAUGGCUCAUUCUCGGUAUAACCAGAUGUUUUUACAACACCCCUAGUUUCGCACAAAUUUGAGUACUUUUUUUACAGGUACCCCAUACAUGUUUCAAGCAC